Molecule: messenger RNA, 1849 nt
Organism: Neolamprologus brichardi
Lineage: Eukaryota; Metazoa; Chordata; Actinopteri; Cichliformes; Cichlidae
Source: RefSeq, a predicted model, not a curated record
ACCAGAGGCAGCGAGGAGGCGCGGCAGGAGGAGCGGCGCUGCCUAAUGGCACAUAUGGGGAGUCGGAGCAGAUCGACUUCAUCGACAGCUGUGCGGGUGAGGAGGAGGAGGAGGAGGGGAGGAGUCGUGGGGGAGGAGACAGGACCAGCCUGAGCUCUCAGUUCAUGGCUUACAUCGAGAGACGCAUCACCAGAGAGGGUUCUCCUGUGAAAAGCGGCUCUUCGAGGAUGGAAGACCUGAGGAGACACAGCAGGGGUGUAGUCGAUAGCGCCGCGGCCGCAUCCGGCUCACACGGACAGAGAGGCGGCGUGGAGAGGAUGAGGAGGGAGGCGCAGCUCGCCGCCAUGAGGUACGACGAGGAGCGGCAGAAGAACCGCUCGCUGCAGAGGGACAACAUGAGCGGACACGCCAAGCAUAAAGCAGCUCCGAGUCCCACGAAGUCCAGUCCUGACACAGAGGGCGAGGACCGAGCUGCUCUCUCUCCUACAGCCAAUCAGUCGCCGUCUUACCCCAGCUCGGGGGGCGUGGCCUCCUGUCGAACUACCAAUCUGCGGCCAGAGAGCUUCCUGUUCCGGCUCGGGCAGAAGGAGGAGAAGAGGAAAGGUGACACCUCUGCUGCUCCGAGCCAGGAGGAGGCUCCCGCCGCUCCUCCUCUUGCUGCAGAGGACGUGGAGGUGGUGGAGCAGCUCAGGAAGAACAUCGAGGCUCGUCUCAAAGUGUCACUGCCGAGCGACCUCGGAGCAGCCCUGACGGACGGCGUGGUUCUCUGUCACCUGGCCAAUCACGUGAGGCCGCGGUCCGUCCCCAGCAUCCACGUCCCCUCCCCCGCCGUGCCCAAACUCACCAUGGCCAAGUGCCGCAGAAACGUGGAGAACUUCCUGGAGGCGUGUCGCCGCAUCGGAGUCCCACAGAGUCAGUUGUGCCUUCCUCUUCACAUCCUGGAGGAGCGAGGGCUACCCCAGGUGGCCGUGACCGUCGGCGCCCUGCUCAACCUGGCCCCGCCCCGACACUCCAGCACCGCAGCGACCCCCACGACGCCAUCAACCCCACCGGGGCCGUCUGUCACCAUCUAGCCAUAUUUGCACCCCAUUUGCACCAGCCAAUCAGAGCCUCUUAAAGCCUGCAUGAUGUCAUCAGAAAGUGUCCGAAGCUCCUGCAGCAGGGGGCUGGCACCGACACAAUCCCACAGUGACGGCUCUGAGCUCCUAUUGGUCAGUGCUGUAUGUAUGGAAGCCCAUUUCGGGGGGGGGGGACGCUACCCAAUGACCUCGGCUGAAAUGAAUUUUAAAGUAAAAGAUGAAUCGAAUAUUUAAGGUCGUGUCUGAAUGACAAAAAAAACAUUCACAGGUGAGACCUUCAGGCACCUGAUAGGUGCAGGUUCAAUUCCCCACGGCCACUUCCUGCCCGCUCUCUGCUGACUAAUAAAGGCUCAGCGCCCCCAAAAUACAAAGUAGAGAAAAACGUUCAGACGUUUGCAGCAAGUGUGUUUCCAUUUGUGGGCAGAAAUGGGCUUCCAUCCCACCUGUGCCGUCGCUCUGCAGGUGAGGGAGUGGCUGAUGGGCAGUGAUGGAGACGAGUCGAGCUGAACUGAUCUUUACUCUUGCUGCAAGGUUUGUUAGAAAUCAGCUUCUCACAGGUGGAGGUUUCACUCUGGACCUACUACACUCAUCACAGACGACAGAGCCGCGGACCAGACAGGAAGGAGCAAAUAAUCUGACCAGAUUUUAAUGCUGUACCUGGUGUAGGCGGAGCUAAUCUACUCCAUCUGCGUGUGCUGAUUAUUACAAGUGAUAAUAAUGAGGGCCUUCACCGUGAAACCACAUCUGCUUGUGUUUGAGCAGCGGUCCAA